Drosophila bipectinata is the source of this 2044-nucleotide messenger RNA. RefSeq lists its product as uncharacterized. Gene Ontology annotation, cellular component: plasma membrane; actin cytoskeleton. Gene Ontology annotation, molecular function: actin filament binding. Gene Ontology annotation, biological process: actin filament bundle assembly. NCBI's taxonomy places the organism in Eukaryota, Metazoa, Arthropoda, Insecta, Diptera, Drosophilidae. The record is from RefSeq and is a predicted model, not a curated record.
UAACGUCGGUGUAAAAUGAAUUUAAUGAAAAUUGUGGAAGUACUGAUCGUAAUGGAGGACAAAGAAUCGGAAACUAAGCCAAUAAAAAAAAUUAAAACAAAAAGAUCGAAAAGAUGUGAAUAUGAUAACGAGAAUAUAAGCAUGAGGAGUAGUUUUAAUAAAUUUGAUGAUCUUCAGAAGCAAAACCUACGGAAAGAUAAAAAAUUGUUCGACUUAGAUAAAAAUUUAGCGAUUGAGCAAAAUGCUAUGUGCCACCAAUGCAGUAAGGCAGUAUAUAAAAUGGAAGAAGUAAUUCUACAAAAAAAAAAUGAAACCAUUAUAUUUCACAAAACAUGCUUUCGUUGCCGAGAUUGCUUAAAACAACUAAGGCCUGAAAAUUACCACUUCCAUAAUGGAUGUUUAUACUGUAAUAUUCACUUCAAACUAAUUUUUGCACCGAAGAUCAUUUACGAAGCAGAACCUUCUCAUUGUAAACCAGAAUUAAUCAUAAGGGAAAAUGAACCCAAAUCAUUGCCUUCUGAUGUUGCUAGAGCAUCCGAUAAGCCAAACCUAGGACUAGAGGAGCUACAUCAUAUAAAUGUUCGGUCAAAAUUUAUGGCAUUCGAAAAUGGCCCUAAAAUAAGAAACGAGAUUUUAAAAGAAUGUGGAGAUUUUGAUGUUUUAAAUAACAACUUUGGAAGCGAUGAUGAAAACGACGUAAAAUUCAUACGAUCUGAAAAACAUGUAAAAAAGGACAGCCCUGCAGGAUUAGGGGAUGCAAUUAAAGACAUAAGAACAAGAUUUGAACUUGGUAAGGUUUUGGCAAAAGAAGAACGACGCGAAGAAACAAAACAAGAAAUACAAAACAUACGCUCUCGCCUGUUUAUGGGUAAACAAGCUAAAAUAAAAGAAAUGUAUCAGUUGGCAGUUGCUGAAUCAGAGCAAGGUAUAACAUCAGCGGGUAAAAUCCCGAAUGAAGAUGUUACGGUAGAAACACGAUUAAUAAAAAACCGAUUCGAAAAUGGUGAACUGUUUAAGAAAAGAAAUCAAAAAUCUAGUAAAGAACCCUUAAAAGCGGAUGCAGAUGUUUUCGAAUCAGGUAUAGGAAAAGCAUCGCGCAGUAUUUUCAUGGAGCUGGACGCAAAUCAUGCUUCAAAUAUAAUAAAGAGUCACACUCAAACUAAACCAGAAAACACCAUUUUGAGCUCUCCAAAUGUUGGCCCUAGAAUCAAUGAUGUUAUUAAAUACGAUUCGAAACCGGAGGAUGUUCAAAUUACCACAGAAAUUUUGACGGAAAGGUAUAACUUCUUUGAAAAUUUACGCAACAAUGAAAAUGAAAAAAUGCAGUGUGGCGUAGCACCGUCAGAAUUAAGUGUAGAAAAAAUGUCACCAUUAUACGUUGUUGCGGAAAACUUGAACCAAAAGCCUCCUUUAUUAUAUAAAGAUAGCAUUUUAGAAGAAACUCAAACCACUUCAACAAUUUUGAAUAAAUUUCGAGAAAUGUUUGAAAAAAAAAGCAAUUCCUCAAUGGAGACAUUAAAACCAAAGCCACUAAAAUGCUUUACUCCCCCACCUGAAAAUGUUAGCUUUUACAAUUCAAAAUAUUCAGAUGAAGACAAUGGUAGUGACGAUGAUACAGGAAUAAGUGACGAAGAAGAAAACAAUUUUGUCAACGAUUCCGAAAAGUCUCAAUAUAAGGAUCAAGCUCUUCAAGAUGCAAAGAAUGCGGCCCGUGCGAAGCACUUGCGCUCAAAAUUUGAAAAAUGGCAAAUUCACGAAAUGGAAAAUGAAUUGAAUGAAGGUCGCGUUGAUGUUUACUCUCAACUUAUAUCCAAUGAAUCAAUUGAAAGUGCGAAAAUUAUACGGGAACGAUUUGAAAAUAUGAAUAAUCUAGAAACUCGUUCAGAGAAUGUACCACGCCAUUCGAUUAAAAGAUUUGUUUAACUCGAGAAUAUUUUACAAUCAAAUAGUGGACAUAUCUGCACCCCAAAUGAAUGAAAUUGGUCACAAUCGCUAAUUAAUUAAUUGUAUUUAAUUUAACUUCUUGAAUAAAAUUUUAAUUUUU